UUUUCUUAUAUUUGUUUUUGUCUUCUUUCUUCUUACGUCCCCCGCCUUCUCUUUUCCCGUGUCUCCAAAACCCACCCAAAUCACCUCUGUUUUUCUCUCCGUUUUUCUAUCUUCCUGUUCUCUGGUUCUUACUCUUUCUCUCUCUAGUUCUCUAUCCUUGGCUCUCUCUCCCUCCCGAUCUUUCUCUAUUUUCCCCUUCAAAGUUGCAGAUCUUCAUCCACUUCAAUUGGGGUCGAUUGUGUUUAAUGUGGAGGUUCUAUUUGGUUUGACAGUGUUGGUUCAAUUGGGUUUGACGUGGUGGUUCAAUAGGGUGGCGGGUGUGGUGCUCGCCUGAAAACACAGAUCCUGAAAAUAUAGAAAACGACUUUUGGGUGUUUUCAGUCAUGAAGGCAUAAAUUUGGAGUAGUGUUUUUAUUUAUUAUUAUUAUUUUUUUCUGGUAUGAAACUGGAAUUCCAUUAAAACCCCACAGCAAAAGCUAGAGCGCAUUCAGAUUACGAGUGUAUUUCGAAAAGUUCCUAUUUUUCCGAUAUAUCCGAAAUUUUGGAAUCGUAAUAAGAUUUGAAAUUCCGAAUUUUUUCGGAUUGGAAUUGAAAGUUUGGAAUUCGGAACACUAGUUUUCGAUCCGUUCCUGCCCUAAAUAUGUUCUUCCAUAUAGUGUUGGAAAGAAACAUGCAGCUUCAUCCUCGUCACUUUGGUCGUAAUCUCCGUGAAAAUCUUGUGGCCAAGCUCAUGAAAGAUGUUGAAGGCACUUGCAGUGGUCAACAUGGGUUUGUGGUUGCAAUUACGGGCAUAGAAAACAUUGGGAAGGGGCUGAUUCGCGAUGGAACAGGGUUUGUCACAUUCCCUGUGAAGUACCAGUGUGUUGUUUUCAGACCAUUCAAAGGAGAGAUCUUAGAAGCUGUUGUUACUAUGGUGAACAAGAUGGGAUUUUUUGCUGAGGCUGGUCCCGUUCAAAUCUUUGUUUCAAACCAUUUGAUACCGGAUGAUAUGGAGUUCCAAUCUGGAGAUAUGCCAAAUUAUACAACAUCAGAUGGAUCAGUUAAGAUUCAGAAAGAUAGCGAAGUUCGGUUAAAGAUAAUUGGAACCCGAGUAGAUGCUACAGAAAUUUUCUGCAUUGGUACAAUAAAGGAUGAUUUCUUGGGUGUGAUAAACGAUCCUGCGACUGCUUAGUGAAGUUGGGAGUUCUGCACGCAUGAUUGGCUUUUGCCUGUUUGCCUUGUGGUUCUGUUGAAUAGCUCAGUAGCGUGGAUUUUUUGUUUUUAAUUGGGGAAGCUUUUACCCAUGCUUGUAAUCCUAUCCUUCAUUUCCAUGAGUGUAAUAUAAUAAUUCUGCCCUUAUAUUUUCAUCUUAUUUCUCCUCACAACAUUCUUAUCUCA
Prunus avium (sweet cherry) is the source of this 1377-nucleotide messenger RNA. It is a transcript of the gene NRPB7, whose product is annotated as DNA-directed RNA polymerase II. Gene Ontology annotation, cellular component: RNA polymerase II, core complex; P-body. The record is from RefSeq and is a predicted model, not a curated record. Gene Ontology annotation, biological process: positive regulation of translational initiation; transcription initiation at RNA polymerase II promoter; positive regulation of nuclear-transcribed mRNA poly(A) tail shortening. Gene Ontology annotation, molecular function: single-stranded DNA binding; single-stranded RNA binding; translation initiation factor binding. NCBI's taxonomy places the organism in Eukaryota, Viridiplantae, Streptophyta, Magnoliopsida, Rosales, Rosaceae.